Molecule: messenger RNA, 4245 nt
Organism: Cuculus canorus (common cuckoo)
Lineage: Eukaryota; Metazoa; Chordata; Aves; Cuculiformes; Cuculidae
Gene: ARHGEF39
Product: Rho guanine nucleotide exchange factor 39
Exons: 10
Coding region: 242-1171 (309 amino acids)
Biological process (GO): positive regulation of cell migration
Cellular component (GO): plasma membrane
Molecular function (GO): guanyl-nucleotide exchange factor activity
Source: RefSeq, a predicted model, not a curated record
GCACCGACAUCGCGCCCGCAGCCUCGCCCGGCCCGGCCCCGCCGCCGCUCCGCCCCGGGACCGCCCGCAGGGGCGGGGGCAGCGUUUGAACGCGGGGCGGCGGCGGCCAGAGCAGAAGAAAUUUGGCUGCAAGCUGAAAAUCAUGACUGCAACCUAUCCUGGGUAAAGGUACUCUGCGACUGCCAGCGUUUUAGUCUGUUGUUGGGUCAGUUACCUUUCUGUGUAUCAGUGCUGAGGCCCCAUGAGUGGCUGGUCCCCGCUAUUUAUGGCUGGAGCAAACACUGUGGAAGAGCAGAGGGCUCGCUGGGAGAGAAAGCGCAGCCGUACAGCCAAGGAGCUGCUGGAAACUGAACACAAAUACCUUGAACAGCUGGAUUUGGUGGUCACAUUCUUUGUGACAAUUUUAAAGGCCAAAGGGACACUGAAACCUGCUGUGUUGGAAACCAUAUUUGGACCCCUGGAAUCCAUAUAUUCAGCCAGCCAGGUUCUGUCACAGCACCUGGAGAGACGGAAUUUGGGACUAGGAUUGGAGAAUUUCUGUCAGAAUCUGGAGCUUUACGGCCACUAUGCUGAGAAUUUGGAACAGGCAAAUAAAAACUUGAAGGAGCAAUUGAGGAAAAAUAAAUCAUUCCGACGGUUUAAGAAACUCCAGGAGUCUCGACCUCAGUUUCAGGGGAGGAAGCUAGAGGAUCUGCUUUCUUUACCCCUGCAGAGGCUGCACCAGUACAAGCAUUUCCUCAGAGACCUGCUGGAGAACACCUGCCCAGACUGCGCCGAGUACCAGGAACUUGCAAAGGCUGUGAAAUCUGUUUCUGAGGUAUCUCAGUGGGUCCAAGAUGUCAUUCAUAAGAGAGAGAACUCCUUGCAGCUACUUCGGGUUCAGAAACUGCUCAAGGGACAGAAGACUCAGGUUUUGACUCCAGGGCGGUGGUAUAUCCGGGAAGGCUGGCUUUUGGUGGUGCCUUCAAAGGGAGAACAACUGAAGCGCAGGAUGUUCUUCCUUUUUUCUGAUAUCUUUAUUGCAACAAAGACCUGCCACCCACUUCACCCGCUGAACUCGAACAAACUGGAAUGCCGAGCUGUCUACCCGCUUCACCAGUGUGUAGUGGAUAAAGUGUUCGGCCACACGCAAAGCCAGGGAGGGGUCCUCAGUGCCCUCCCGAGAACUUAAGGCUACAGGUCUCUGGUUGCUUUGCUUAGACCAAGUGAGGAGGCUCUGAUAAGACUCUGGCAUGCCCUCAUCACAGCCACAUUUGGGGGAAAAGCCCCACAGUCGUGUGACAGUGAGUAGGUAGCAUUACACUGAACACCAACGGAGAUUGUAGAAAACCCUGACAGAGAAUGCGAGAAGUUGUGGGUAUUGUCACAAGAGAGAUUGCUUACGCAUCUGUGAGGCCUUUGACUGGGGCUAUUGCUUUGGAUAGGGUUUUCAAGUUCAGGUCUUCCUGGGCAGCAGUGCUGGGCUGUGUUAGCUCAUUAUUUGAGAGCUCUGUUGGAUGGAAAAGAUUCUUUGGGCAAGCUGCAGUCUGCAGGUGGUGGUAGUGGAAGAACCCCUAGAGGCAGAAAAUUGGAUGAGAGCUACGAAGAACUGUAAUUGCCCACUUCAAAACACACUACUAAGUCAAAGCAAGGUGUCAUCUGUGGUGGGAAGGAAUGGACAAGACUGGCACUUGCUCUGUACUGCCCAGCCUCUGGCUUAUCCCAGUACCAACGCUAGAUUUUUCAGUCUAGGAAAGCAGAUGGUGUAAAUUAGCAUGUGGAACUGAGCUGAGCUCAGUGGUGAUGGCACUCCUUUUAUCACAGUUGCUGCCUUGGCAAGGAAUGCCACAAAGUGGCACUAGAUUCUGUCUGCCUUUCAGCUCUCCUUUCCACACAAGACACUGCUAUUGAUGUCCAGCGACCAAGAAGAUAUUAAUGACUGGUAUCGGAGUCUCACAGCUGCAGUCAGGUAGGCAUCUUGUUUCCCAGAGGUGGAGGGGUCUGAGGGAAGGGAGCAGAACAUAAAAAUGAUAACAUGGACCUGUAUAUUUGCAUGUAUUGCAUGGCUGAUAGAGAGGAACUGGGUACAAGGGAAUAAUAGUAAGAACAGACUUCAUGUGUUAACAGCAAACUUCUGCUUUGUUUUCCUCUGCAGGCAGCUGAAAGCCUGACCCUCCCGAGUACAAGUUAGACUGGCAGGACAACUCCAAAAGGAGUCUUAGAGAGUUUAUUUGCCAGCAUUCUUGGCAUCGCCAUCUCUCUUGGAAGAAGCCUACACAAUCUUAGGAAAUGUUCAGGGAUGCAAAAUGGGGGAAUUGCUUUUAGGGGAACUACACACUGCUUGUGAGAUUUUGCAUGCUUUGUCAGCUGUCCUCAUCUUUAUAUAUAUUGCAAAAAAUAGGUAUGCGCACUAAGGAUUUGUAUAUAAAAAACCUGUAUCAAGACUUUUCCCCUUAGCUUGGAUGCUUCUAGCUUUUCUACACUUUUUUUUGUCUUGAGAUUAUUAAUUUAAGGACAAGCAGAAGACAGCCUGACUUGCCUCAUUAAAUGUUUUUAUCUAACCGUAUUUCUAAAUUGGUGUUUUCACAUUUACUUGUCUAUGUAUAUAUGUUCCUGCUUCUGGGUCCUUGGAUCAAAGUGGAUGCUUGGGUUAACGGUGACAUAGAAUCAUAGAAUGGUUGGGGUUGGAAGGGACCUUAAAGAUCAUCCAGAUCCAACCCGCCUGCCAUGGGCAUGGACACCUCCCACCACAGCAGGCUCUUCAAGUCCCCAUGCAACCUGGCAUCCCUGGGCAACCUGUGCCAGUGCCUCACCACCCUCAUCGUGAAUAAUUUUUUCCUAAUGUCUAAUUAAAAUCUUUUCCCCUUCCAAUUUAAAGCCAUUCCCCCUUGUCCUAUCACUACAUGCAUUGUAAACAUGGGCAUAACACUGCUAUUUUCUGGUAGCACUAUGGGGCCACAGUCAUCUUCCUCUCUGGAUGCUUUUAUCAUUCACAUCCUCGGGUUUUCUACUACCAUAGUUUGACGGUUAUUGUCCCUCCUCCUCUAACAAACUGACAGGUGCGCAUUUCAGGGGAAGAUAAUUCAAUGGCUAAAAUCCUCCCUCUCUUUCUCAUCAAUCCCACAGAUAUGCUAAUCAGUGAACUACCUGAAAUAAACUGGUGGGUAACAUAGUGAAACAGCACUUAUCAAACACUUACAUAACAGCACUCACAUUUCUAAUCUGAUUCCCAAGAGGUGACGCAGACAAAACAGCACUCGCUUUUGCCUUCAAGGUGUGCUCUACCCCUACCACUGUGAAAUGCCACAGCGAAAAGUUUGGGCAGCACCUCUGCUCCUGAUGGGAGUCUCCAGAGGGCCACAGUAAGCAUUCUGGGUCAUCAAUGUGCUAGGAUUCAGUUUACUAGGAUAGAAGACCAAUUUAAGGAAGAAAUAUAGACAAGGUAUUCUUGAGAGUUUCAUUAGAGCCUUAGUACAUAAUGUGGAAGCUCUGCUGCAAUAGCAGUUUGGUUCAUCUACUGAGGGGGAAAACAUCUAUGAAUGAGGUGUAAAGUCAAAUGCAAACAGGGCAAUUUCAAGGUAAUCAGAAACAAUGGAUGUCUGUCUGAAUGCCCAGUCUGUAGCAGUUUGACUGUUUUUUCCUCUUCCUUAAACAGUACCACUCAUUUUUAAUUUAUCACUGGAAUUCAUUAAAACAGAAGUGGUUUCUGUGUGAGAAAAGUGCCCUGAAGACAGAUACCAAACUUUAAGUUCUUUACCAUCACUUCAUUUUCUUUUGUGUAUUUCCGUACAGCUCACUCACUACACAGAAUCACUCAUUUGUCUUUAAGUUUGUGAGAGAGAAAGGAACCAGACAUGCUUGGGUUUGGUUGGUCAUCUUCUCACUCAAAAGCUACAGCUAAGACAUUCGAGUACCAACUGUACUUAAAAACAAAGCUAGCAAUUUAAGUUUCUAAUCUCCCAGCAGUUGUAUCACACUCAAAAAAGCUCUGCAAUGACUUCUUUUUGUUCUAACAGGGCAACACAGAUUUUUUGCGACCCUACACUUAAGACUGAGAUGUCUACCAUCCUCUUCGUAGAGGCAACCAUUAUUCCUGCCCAUGUUGCCUUCAUAUUCUAAAAAGUCCCUUUGGUACUGCCUUAAGACUUAUCUCAGUGCUACUAUCCUACUUCCACUCAGUGCUUCUGGAAUAGCAAAACUCACUUGAUUUUUCCCUGCAUUUCCUGCCCUGAAAGGCUGUGCGCUGGCUUACAGAAAGCAACAUAG